AUGCACCAGUAUAUGACCAGCUACCACCAGAAGAACGUGGGACGAGGGCCCUGUAAAUUGGAUGCCUUCAUCUACGAUGCCGCUGUGUUGAACUACAUGGCCGGGAGGGACGAGGGCUGUAAGCUUGUGACCAUCGGCAGCGGGAAGGUGUUCGCCACCACCGGUUACGGCAUCGCCAUCCAGAAGGACUCUGGCUGGAAGAGAGCAGUGGACCUGGCCAUCCUCAUGCUGUUCGGCGACGGAGAGAUGGAGGAGCUGGAGGCUCUGUGGCUGACGGGGAUCUGCCACAAUGAGAAGAACGAGGUGAUGAGCAGCCAGCUGGACGUGGACAACAUGGCGGGCGUCUUCUACAUGCUGGGGGCGGCCAUGGCUCUGUCGCUCAUCACCUUCAUCGCCGAGCACGCCUUCUACUGGCAACUGCGCUUCUGCUUCAUGGGCUACUGCACCGGCAAGCCAGGCUUUACCUUCUCCAUCAGCAGG
Coregonus clupeaformis (lake whitefish) is the source of this 480-nucleotide messenger RNA. Its product is annotated as glutamate receptor ionotropic, NMDA 2B-like. Gene Ontology annotation, cellular component: NMDA selective glutamate receptor complex; postsynaptic membrane; postsynaptic density membrane. The record is from RefSeq and is a predicted model, not a curated record. Gene Ontology annotation, biological process: long-term synaptic potentiation; synaptic transmission, glutamatergic; excitatory postsynaptic potential. The annotation marks the transcript as partial. Lineage: Eukaryota; Metazoa; Chordata; Actinopteri; Salmoniformes; Salmonidae. Gene Ontology annotation, molecular function: transmitter-gated monoatomic ion channel activity involved in regulation of postsynaptic membrane potential; NMDA glutamate receptor activity. The transcript has 3 exons.